UGCCCUGCAUGCUAAGUUAAUUAGCUCAGCAAAGCAUGGUUUUUUUAUUAAACAUGCCCGCCUUUUCGACUUUCCCUUUCCCAUGUGACUUUCAUUCUCUAUACACAGUAUAAAUCUCCACUCACUUCUAUGGUGGUGAUAUAUCAAACCCCAAUUCAUGAGAUGAGAGGAAAACAGUGAAAGUUUUUCCCUUUUUCUCUCUUUCUCUUAACUGUAGAUGUAUCUUCUUCUGGGUGUCCAAGUUUUGGGUAGAAAGCGAACCAAACUUGAAGAAUGAAUUCUCUGCUCUUGGGUUUCUUUCGGUGAGAGGAGGGAAACCGGAAAUGAAGAAGAUUGUGUCUUUUGGAUCUUCCAUUUUCUUGUUUUUCGUUUUUUUCUGUUCUUUGAGGUCUGUAUCUGCCCUGCAUCAGAAUGGGCCCGCCAGAGAUCAUAUGAAGUUUAUUUUAGGUUAGAGUUGACAGUUCUGGGUUGAUAUCUAAAUCUAAUAAUAUAAUUGGAUAUAGCCGGAGAUAAUGAUGUUUAUCUUUGUUUUUGUUAUCUGGGUUUCGUCUAAUGUGGUAAUGUGUUGGGUUUUCCAAUAUUGUUCUGUUUUGUUGCCGAGGAAAGAAAUUAGGACAGGGAAAGAAAACAGAAAACUAAAUACUGCCUUAUUUUGGGGUUUCAGAAAUGUGAGAUUUUUAGCUGAUGGAGAGGAGAAUAUAGGUGUUGGUCCAUGGAAGAAUGAAAUCUCUGAGGCUGCAGAAGCACCGGGGCCUUCAAAUGAUGGGUCUGCAAGCACGCUGGUGUUGGCAGCAAACAGGACAGAAAGACCAGAUGUUCUUAGUGGUUUCAGGCGAUAUCUUGGUGGUUGGGAUAUUAACAACCGGCAUUACUGGGCUUCUGUUGGAUUUACAGGUGCUGCAGGAUUCAUUCUUGCUGUCCUUUGGUUUGUUUCUUUUGGCUUUGUUCUUGCCAUGCAUUAUUGCUGUGGAUGGAGAAUAAACAUCAAGAAGGAAGGAGCACAUUAUUCACAAAGGAUUUGUCUUAUAAUGCUUAUACUGUUCACCUGCGUUGCAGCGAUUGGAUGUAUUCUUCUUUCAGUUGGGCAGGGUAAAUUUCAUGGUUCUGUGCUUCAUACAUUAGAGUAUGUUGUGAACCAGUCAGACUACACAGUGCAAACCUUGAAAAAUGUAACAGGGUACCUGUCACUGGCAAAGACUAUCAAUGUGGCUCAAGUUUUCAUUCCUUCUGAUGUCAUGAAUAAUAUUGACAAAUUGAACAUAGAUCUGAAUACUGCAGCAGAUACACUUAUGGAGAAGACAAAUGAAAAUGCUUUAGAAAUAAAAAAAGUCUUCAAUGUUGUACGAUUGGCAUUGAUCACUGUUGCAGCAGUGAUGCUUGUAUUGUCUCUUGUUGGUCUCUUGUUGUCUAUCCUUGGGCACCAACAUGCCAUUCAUAUAUUCGUAGUGAGUGGAUGGAUGCUAGUGGCUGUUACAUUCAUUCUGUGUGGAGUUUUUGUUAUCUUCAACAAUGCAAUCUCAGACACCUGUAUGGCCAUGGAAGAAUGGGUUGAAAAUCCCCAAGCAGAGACUGCUCUUGGCAACAUCCUACCAUGUGUUGAUCAGAGAACGACAAACCAUACACUGAUUCAGAGUAAACAAGUCAUCAAUGAUAUAGUAAAUUUAGUCAAUACAUACAUAUAUAACAUUGCCAACUCAGAUCAUUCGCGGGAUGAUACUGUCCGAUUUUAUAAUCAGUCUGGGCCCCCAAUGCCUCGUUUAUGUUAUCCAUUUGACUCUCAGCUACAAGAUCGUGAGUGUACCUCUCAAGAGGUGUCUAUGGCAAAUGCUUCACUGGUUUGGAUGGAUUACGUGUGCAAGGUAUCAGAAUCUGGGCUAUGCAUCACCACAGGAAGAGUAACGCCAGACAGAUAUAGCCAGUUGGUGGCAGCAGUGAAUGAGAGCUAUGCUCUUGAUCACUAUGCCCCACCUUUGCUUAGCUUCCAAGAUUGCAAUUUCGUAAGGGAGACAUUUGAAAAUAUCACCUCAGAUUAUUGCCCUCCAUUGGAGCACUACCUUAAGGUAGUGAUUGCAGGACUGGGUCUGAUCUCGGGUGGAGUCUUGCUGUGUCUCGUUCUCUGGAUACUAUAUGCAAACCGCCCCCAAAGGGAGGAAGUGUUUGUGAAGCUAUCUUUUCCAAUAAAAUGCUGGAGUCAGAAGAAGAAUUCAGCUACAAAUGGAAACGAGAACAUUUUAUCAAACACAUCAACCGCAGUCUAGAUGAUGUGAUUUUAUCAUUCAUUUUACUGUUACCCCGAUUUGGGGAAGGAAGCCAAGAUGGGGCGAAGCUCCGUUUUGAGUUUAAUUAGUGGUAGUAGUGCAUUUCUAUUGUACUUUUACCUCAUGUAUAAUAUAGCUAGUAUAUGCAAAUCAAUUAUCAGCUUGUGGUGGUGCAUUCUGCUGUUUUAAUACUGUAUGGGAAAAGAAACAGAAACAGAAUGUUUUUAAGUCACACCUCAGAAGUUCAGGAUUCCAGCAAUAUGAGACGAUGCCUAAAAACUAAAAUUCCUUUGUUCAG
This is a messenger RNA of Rubroshorea leprosula, 2556 nucleotides long. The record is from the annotation of a GenBank genome assembly. NCBI's taxonomy places the organism in Eukaryota, Viridiplantae, Streptophyta, Magnoliopsida, Malvales, Dipterocarpaceae.